AUGCCCUACGGCCAGCAGAUGCAGGAGGAGCGCCCGCGGGCCUCAGCCCGCGCCCCGCCCCUGGGAGAGCUCAGGAAGCUGCUCGAGUGCGCCCCCGUCCCCGCGCAGUGCCUCUUCGCCGAGCGAAAGCACGCGUACUGGCUGCUGGGCCUGGACCAGCGCGGCCUCGUCGAGGAGCCCGACAUGCUCAGGGACAUGUUCGUGUCCGUUUUCGCGGGCGCCGACGACGACGAAGACGAGUGCCCCGGCCGGCCCGCGCUCGGGGAGCAGGACAUUGCUACCCUCGAGUCGGGCAUACCUAUCCCAGCCACUGACGUCUGCGACGCCACGGCCGCUCUCGCCCAACAGAGGGACAGGGCGACUCUCAAGGCCACCGGCCCGCCCGUGCAGGCCUCUGCGCGCUUCGGCGACCGAGCGGGCCGCCUCUGCGAGCAGGAACAUGCCGGCGGCGGCGGCGGCAUCGUCAGCAGCGCCGGUGAGAAGCAGAAAGGUGAGACAUCGCACCUGGGACAGGCGGACGGCCACUGCCGCGAAGAAAAGCUGCACGCUUCAGCACAGAAAGGACAGAACCAGGCGCCGCGCGGCCCGGCCUUCGGCCUGGGGAGCGCCGGCUUCCGCCUGGGCAGCGGGCAGGGCCUGGCCCCGGGCGCCGUCGAGAUGCUGCUCGGCAGCUGGCGCCAGGAGCCCCGCCCGCAGCGGGUGACGCUCCCGAGCGGGGACGUCGUAGAGGACUUCCUGCAGCUCGAGGCUGGCGGCGCCUGGGUGCUGCGCGGCGGCUCGCGCGUGGAGCUGCUGGUCGACCUGCCGCGCCUGGCGCCGGGCAGGGUCGUGCUGCCCGACGAGCUGGACCUCGACGAGGCCCUCGACCUGUCGAGGCACGGUCGCCACCUGAGCGCCAGCGAGGCCGCCGCCCUGGCCUUGCGGGGGCCCGACUGCGACAAGUGCUCUAUCUGCCUGGAGGCCAUCGGCGGCGGCGCGGCGCCAUCCGCCGCGCCCGCCGCCAGCUUCGAGCUGAGCUGCGGGCACGUCUACCACACGGACUGUCUGCAGCAGUGGUUCGCCUCCAGGCGCCGGUGCCCCGCGUGCCAGCGGGAGUACGGGAAGGUGAUCGGCGCGCAGCCCGGCGUGGGCACCCUGCAGUGGCACCUGGAGCGGGGCGCCCUGCCAGGAUGCCGAGGGGCGCCCUACACCGUCGUCGUCGAGUUCGACUUCCCCGCCGGCCGGGGGCCCGACGGCGUCUACCACGACGGUCGGAGACCCAUGGGCUACCUGCCCGCCAACACGGAGGGCCUCCUCCUGCUGGAGCUCUUCAAGCUCGCGUUCCGGAGGCGCGUGAUGUUCGGGAUGGGCCAGUCGCUGACGAAAGGAAACCGCCGGCCGACAAACAACGUGCACAUCAAGACGAGCAGGCAGCCGCGCGGUGCCGCGGGCCACGGCUACCCCGACCCCGGCUACUUCCGCCGGAGCCUCGAGGAGCUGAAGGCCAACGGGGUCACGAUUGCCGACCUCCCUGUGUGA
Molecule: messenger RNA, 1518 nt
Organism: Prorocentrum cordatum
Lineage: Eukaryota; Dinophyceae; Prorocentrales; Prorocentraceae
Source: the annotation of a GenBank genome assembly